Molecule: messenger RNA, 1174 nt
Organism: Mucor mucedo
Lineage: Eukaryota; Fungi; Mucoromycota; Mucoromycetes; Mucorales; Mucoraceae
Exons: 1
Coding region: 86-1174 (362 amino acids)
Cellular component (GO): membrane
Molecular function (GO): alpha-(1->3)-fucosyltransferase activity
Source: RefSeq, a predicted model, not a curated record
GUUCAUUUUCCGCACACAGUAGCAGCAGCAGUGGCGGAAGAUCGAUUUAGCCUCGCUCUCUCUUUUUUUUUCUCUCACACUGAAUAUGGAGCCAAUACCAAUUAUUUAUUGGACAAGCUGGUUCGACAUGGACCAAUGGCAAGACUAUACCAUUGACAAGUGCAACUUGCCUUAUACCUGCCAAAUGACGCAUGACCGUACAAAACGAGUGGAUUCGUCUGUAGUCAUCUUUCAUGCUUCUGACCUCGACAAGAUGACCUCGUUGCCUCCUCUAGACAAGGACCGAGCCUGGGUUUAUCAUACAGCCGAGGCACCACACUACACACCUAAAGAAUUCCACUUGAUGCAAUAUUCCAUGACCUAUCGUUUAGACUCGGAUUUCCCAUGGGGAUACCUUGACGAGGACACCCUCUUACCCGUAAUGGAAUCACCCUUAGCCUCAGCCCCAGCAGCCCCAAUAGAAAAGGAAAAGGGAGCGAGUGUAGCAUGGAUUGUAUCGAAUUGCAAAGCGUCCAAUGAUCGUCAUCACUAUGUCAAAGAACUCAGUCGAUGGAUUAAUGUGGAUAUCUAUGGCCAUUGUAACAAUAAUAAGGUCUUUCCUGCCAACGUAUCCACCGUUGAGCUCGUCUCCAGAUACCAUUUUUAUCUCUCAUUUGAGAAUUCCAACUGUAAAGACUACGUGACAGAGAAAUUAAGUACGGCGUAUUUGGCAGGCGUAGUACCCGUGGUGGAUGGGCCCAGUGAUUAUGGACCUUUUAUACCAAAUACACAUGCCGUCAUUCGUACCGAUGAUUUUGACUCGCCUCGAGCAUUAGCAGACUAUUUAAAUACACUCAUGCACAACAAGACAUUGUACAAUCAGUAUCUGUCCUUUCGUCAACCUCAUGGGGUAUCCGAUCGCUUUAAAAAAACCUUAAAGGCCUAUAAAAAGGGACAAUGUGAUUUAUGCACGUUAGCUUAUGAACGACACAACGACAUGACAUCGUAUUCUCCAGGAAAGAAGAUUUAUCUAGACAACACAUGUGUGUUACACAAACACUUUAAUUACAAACGUUGGGAUGUCUUGUCUACCUAUUUCCUUGUCUUUUUGGCCGCUUUAGUUAUUCUAUUUUACUUGAUUAAAUUAUAUAAAACCUCUAGGCGUACUAAAACUGCACGAUCCUCUGUAAACUAA